Molecule: messenger RNA, 426 nt
Organism: Hydatigera taeniaeformis
Lineage: Eukaryota; Metazoa; Platyhelminthes; Cestoda; Cyclophyllidea; Taeniidae
Source: the annotation of a GenBank genome assembly
AUGCAGUUCCUGUGGACAGCCUUUCUCAUUCUCUUCUGUUGGCUCUUGCUCUCGCUUCUACUGGCAGUGCCCAAUGUCGCUUGGUGCAUGAUAGCCAGUGUGUGUGAGCACGAAUUAGCUGGGGUCUACACAGGCCCUGGCGUUCGAAGACCCGGGUUCCAUCAAAGCAACAUUCCACUGCGACCAUUCUGGGAGGAGCCUGGCUAUCGCCCUCCUGAACGUCCACGCUACGAUCCGGCCUAUGGAAGGCAAAGUCUGCCCGUUCCCCCACCUGCCGGCUUAUCCUUCGGCGGUGGAGUUCCACCAAUACUGGCGAAAGCAAAUGAGUCCAUCGUUGCACAAUUUGGCAUUGGAAGGAGUGAACCCUUCUACUACGUCUUCAAUCUCACUUCGUAUGGUAGGCGGAAUGGAAUGUGCAUUUCUUAA